AUGCUGCAGCCAACAAUAUUCCUGCUAUGUCAUGUCACAAGAACAGAGUACAGCAACAGACGCAAGAACACAGUACAGCCACAGACACAAAAACAGAGUACAGCCACAGACACAAGAACACAAUACAGCAACAAGCACAAGAACACAGUACAGCAACAGACACAAGACGUGGUACAGCCACAGACACAAGAACACAGUACAGCCACAGACACAAGAACACAGUACAGCAACAGACACAAGAACAGAGUACAGCAACAGACACAAGAACACAGAACAGCCACAGACACAAGAACAGAGUACAGCAACAGAUACAAGAACACAGUACAAACAACAAGAACAGAGUACAGCCACAGACACAAGAACACAAGAACACAAUACAGCAACAGACACAAGAACACAGUACAGCCACAGACACAAGAACAGAGUACAGCAACAGACACAAGAACACAGUACAAACAACAAGAACAGAGUACAGCCAGACACAAGAACACAAUACAGCAACAGACACAAGAACACAGUACAGCCACAGACACAAGAAAAGAGUACAGCCACAGACACAAGAACACAAUACAGAAACAGACACAAGAACACAGUACAGCAGCAGACACAAGAACACAGUACAGCCACAGACACAAGAACACAGUACAGCCACAGACACAAGAACACAGUACAGCAGCAGACACAAGAACACAAUACAGAAACAGACACAAGAACACAGUACAGCCACAGACACAAGAACACAGUACAGCAGCAGACACAAGAACACAAUACAGAAACAGACACAAGAAUAGAGUACAGCAACAGACACAAGAAAAGAUUACAGCAACAGACACAAGAACACGUACAGCAACAGAUGGAAGAACAGAGUACAGCCACAGACACAAGAACACAGUACAGCCACAGACACAAGAACACAUACAGCAACAGAUGGAAGAACACAGUACAGCCACAUACACAAGAAUAGAGUACAGCCACAGACACAAGAACACAGUACAGCAACAGACACAAGAACACAGUACAGCAACAGAUGGAAGAACACAGUACAGCCACAUACACAAGAAUAGAGUACAGCCACAGACACAAGAACACAGUACAGCAGCAGACACAAGAACACAGUACAGCCACACACACAAGAACACGUACAGCAACAGAUGA
This is a messenger RNA of Haliotis rufescens (red abalone), 1155 nucleotides long. Its product is annotated as adenylate cyclase, terminal-differentiation specific-like. Lineage: Eukaryota; Metazoa; Mollusca; Gastropoda; Lepetellida; Haliotidae. The transcript has a single exon. The coding region runs from base 1 to 1155 and encodes 384 amino acids. The record is from RefSeq and is a predicted model, not a curated record.